AUUCUACCUCGGUCUUCCCUGCAAUAGCUCACCGUAUUGUAUCGCACAGUCAAUAUGCAAGAUGCUCGAACCGCGACAAUUUCAUCACUUGCCCCUGCCUUCUCCCACAACGCGUCUCGCUUAACGGGAGAAGCUUUUUACAAACGUUUGAGGCCUCACCAAUAUUUGUUUAAUUGAGUUUUUCCUGUCAGCAGAUAUGGAACCCACAAAUGAUAAAAAUCGAGUGACAAAAUCGGCACCGGCACAGAGGAAGAGGAUCCGGAAACCUAGAGGUCGCGGGUUGAGGACGAAAACCGGCUGUCUGACCUGCCGGAAGAGGCACAAAAAGUGCGACGAGAAACUGCCGGUUUGCGGGCCAUGCACUACUGCAGCUAGGGAUUGCGUCUUUCCUCCAGAUGCACCGGGCGCUCGUGCCGCAACCACAUCCCUCACCAAGGAGCCAAGGAUAUCCACAACACCAUCAGACCUGCCCGAUCGCCAUGAAGCCUUGCCGCCCAUCGGGGAUGCGUCACAAGCAGAUUUACCGCGGGGUCCCACACAUCAACGGGCGGGAUCGACACAUACAGUCCUCGGCCUUCCAACUAAAGCAAACGCUCGAUCAGUGUCCUUCUCCACAGGUCGACCCAAGGAUCUCGGCAUGAGCCUCGACGCCUACGCGGGCAGCCCAAACGGGUACUCGCCCGAGACGGUAUCUUCGGAGCCGUGGACCACGGAUUUGGCCCCGACACGCUGGUUAUCUCUCGUCGCGACGGACGCAGCCAAUUCAGACAGCCGCUUCUCCCUAGCUCCCAGCCCGGCCCCGCAGACACCGCCAACCCGUGCGGUGCCGGAACCCAAAUUUUACACAGAACCUGGAGACCCAGAGCGGAGGGCUUGGCAGCUGGACCGGGAUUUUGUGCUCUCGGGCCGCGAAGCAUCCCUGUUCCGUCAUUUUACGGACAGGUUGGCGGGGUGGCUGGACCUUUUGGAUCCCACGGCACCCUUUUCGUCAAGUGCGGUCAGGUUAGCGCUGCGUAACACAGGAGUGAUGAAGAGCAUACUGGCGCUUGCAGCCAAGCACCUUUCAACAUCAGCAACGGCUGCAUCCUCACCGCAGGCGCAAGGCGAGACGUGCGGAUCGAUAGAGUACUACUACGAGACGCUACAAUACGUGCAGGAGGCGCUGGCAUACAAGAGCUACACGCACUCGGAGGAGCUGCUGGUGACGGUGCUGGCCAUAUCGUCUUACGAGAUGCUGGACGAGGCAGACGGCCGCGGCAACUGGCAACGCCACCUGAAGGGGGUGUUUUGGAUCCAGAGGUCGCAAAACACGGACGGGGACUGCGGCGGCCUCCGCCAGGCCGUGUGGUGGUCUUGGCUGCGGCAGGACAUCUGGGCCGCCUUUCGCGAGCGGAGACGCUGCCUGACCAUAUGGAAGCCGAGGUUGGCCAUGUCCGAGCUGGACCAGGACCAGCUGGCCCGGAGGACGGUGUUUCUCCUCGCCCAGGCCGUCAACUGCUGUGCGGAGCCGGCCGACCCGCUCAGGGCGAGGGAGGUGGAAGCACUGGCGGGGGAGAUGGACGCGCUCCGCGGACUCUGGGGGGAACACUUUCGGCCCCUGCCGACGGCGACGGGAGGAGGGCGGGAUGUGGUGUUUGCGCCGCUCUGGGUCCACCCGCCGCGGUUCGGGGUGGCGGUGCAGGCGUUUGCGUUUGCGCAGAUCCUGCUGACGCUGCACGCGCCGAUGCCGCAGGGCUUCGAUGGGUACGUCAAGGUGCAGAGGGUGCUGUCGGACGCGGUAGCCAUCAUCUGCGGCGUCGCAAUGGAGAUGACGGAGCCCAGCUGCCAGAUCUUUUCCGCGCAGUGUCUGUACGGGGCGGGGCUGUGUGUGCAGGAGCAGGGGAGGAGAGAUAAGAUACUGGAGUUGAUGGAGGUUUGUGAGGAGAGGUUUGGGUGGGCGCCUAUGGCGACGUGGAGGGAGGAUCUGAGGAAGGAGUGGGCUAGGGCGGAUGGGGGUAAGGUGGGUGGGGUUGGACUGUCGUCUUUGAAGUUGGGGAUGUGA
This is a messenger RNA of Pyricularia grisea, 2041 nucleotides long. RefSeq lists its product as uncharacterized. Gene Ontology annotation, biological process: positive regulation of transcription by RNA polymerase II. The transcript is spliced from 2 exons. Gene Ontology annotation, molecular function: DNA-binding transcription factor activity, RNA polymerase II-specific; zinc ion binding; transcription cis-regulatory region binding. The record is from RefSeq and is a predicted model, not a curated record. Gene Ontology annotation, cellular component: nucleus. NCBI's taxonomy places the organism in Eukaryota, Fungi, Ascomycota, Sordariomycetes, Magnaporthales, Pyriculariaceae. The coding region runs from base 197 to 2041 and encodes 614 amino acids.